AUGGGGCCCCCGGGCAAUAGGGGAACAUGGGGCCCCUGUGUCCUCACCUACACUCAAACCAUACCCAAAAAAGCCUAUGAAAGGUACCAGGGGCAUCUCAUGGGGCCCCCUACUGACCCCGGGCCCUCGGGCAGUGCCCGCAUUUUCAAAUGGUCAGUCCGCCCCUGAUAGAGAGUCAGCAACAUAACAUCAUAAGGUGUCAGUAUGGCUUUUGUUUACGGAGCAACACUUGGUUUCACCAGCAGACCUUCAUCAUAGACUCUUUUAUUAUAGGAAGUUUAGUAGUAGAGGAUAGAUCCUUAUAAAAGU
This is a messenger RNA of Staurois parvus, 309 nucleotides long. NCBI's taxonomy places the organism in Eukaryota, Metazoa, Chordata, Amphibia, Anura, Ranidae. The record is from the annotation of a GenBank genome assembly.